This is a messenger RNA of Trichogramma pretiosum, 1147 nucleotides long. RefSeq lists its product as uncharacterized. The record is from RefSeq and is a predicted model, not a curated record. Lineage: Eukaryota; Metazoa; Arthropoda; Insecta; Hymenoptera; Trichogrammatidae. Gene Ontology annotation, molecular function: protein binding. The coding region runs from base 136 to 972 and encodes 278 amino acids. Gene Ontology annotation, cellular component: extracellular matrix. The transcript has 3 exons.
CGGGCUUUGCGGCGGCUCUUCGUCGUUGGCCAUAACAGCAGUUGGCUUAUCGAGCUCGAGCAGCGUGAAUCAAUUUGCAUAUCGUUCAUACAUAUUGAUAAUAUACUUUCGUGCUUUAUAAUCUCUUGCUCAAGCAUGGCUCGCGCGUCGGCAGCUGCGCUCUCAGCUCUGGCCGUUGCGCUUCUGUCGCUGUCCAGCAGUGUCAAGGCCGGUUGUAUACUCGAAAGGGGUGUAACGACGCCCAACGAGCACGACGCCUACACCUGCAUUCGCAGCCAAGACAUGAAAGCCGAUCUCGCUCGUUUGCCGAUGGACAACAUGAAGCUCCUGAACGUCGAUUUCCGCGACAGCAAGAUCCAGAAAAUCGGCAAGGACGAUUUGCAAAAGUUGGGAACGAAAGCCUUGGGCAUCAGCAUCGUGCACUCGGGUCUCGAGGACAUCGACGAGGAGGCGUUCCGUGGCCUUACCGAACUCAAAGCCCUCAUUCUACGUCGAAACCGUCUCAUUGACGUGAGAAAGAGUUGGUUCAAGGAUCUCGAUAAACUAGAGAGCCUUGACUUGAGCGGCAACGUCAUUCGAGUUUUCGAUACGGCUAUCUUUGACCACACUCCCAUGAUUCAAGAGUUCGAAAUUUCCGAAAAUCAAUUAACGCACUUUGACAUCGACGCCAUGAAAAACAAGUGGCCGAAAUUGAAGAAAGCCGGUCUUCAGUGGAAUCCUUACGAGUGGGGACAAGGCGUAAAAGUCAUCGAUUACGCCAACGCCAAUCCGUCCAUCGUUAAGAACUCGCGCGCUUCGAUCGAUGGGCUUCGAGACACUGCGAAAUUGAUCAAAGAAUGCCAAGCUACGUUACAGAAAAAAGACGAUGCCAAGGAGUUGGACAUCUGCAUGCAAGGAAAGCUGACAAAGGCCAUCGAAUUCCCGAAGCUUUUGGAAGGCGAUAAGAACUCGAGCGACACCAAAUCAGCGUAAUUCUUACUGUUAAUUGUUCGAUCAAUUUUUUCAUUUGCAUAUGUUAAUUUCAAAAAAUGAGAACUUAUAGAGAUUUGCAAUAGUAUCUUCUUGUAUGGCUCAGUUAUGCGGCAUAUGUUAAGUGCAUAUAAUUUUUGAAUUUCAAUAAAAUAAUAUGUUUACACUUAUUUUUUAA